UCGGUUAAUACUUAAUAAAGUGAUUUGGAAAAAAAAAUAAAUAAAUUGCCACCGGUUCUCAAACCAUUUCAUACACUGAACUGUAAGGUGUAUUUGUUUUAUUAAUUAAAAUUUCUUAGACAAUGGCGGAAGAUGAAUCAGAAACGAAAAAAUCGACAAGACUCGCUCCUCCAACAGAGGUGAUGUUUACUAGUAGUACGAGCAGGAAACUGAACCAGCAUUGGGCCAGACCGGUUUUCCUCCAAUAUAAUUACUUGUACAAGUAUUACCAUAAUUAUUACGACGACUAUAUCGACUACAUGGACAGUAGGAUGAGGGGGCUUGUAAGGGACAAGCCGAGGCCUCAGACUUGGGCCGAACGAGCUCUCAGGACUUACGCGAGGGAUACGUACUCUUCAUCGACAAUGCACAGGCUGCCGAGGUACCAACACAGCAAUUCGACAAUGCACUAUUCGUCGUUUCAGGCCAACACCUGGCGCAGGGAAUUUUCGAAAGAUUAUUGCAACAGAAAGUACAAAUCGAUUCUCCUUUAAUACUAGAGAAUUCGUGUGGCUUUCAGCGAAAAAAAAAAAAA
Cimex lectularius (bed bug) is the source of this 574-nucleotide messenger RNA. Its product is annotated as flightin. Bases 123 to 533 code for a protein of 136 amino acids. The transcript is spliced from 4 exons. Lineage: Eukaryota; Metazoa; Arthropoda; Insecta; Hemiptera; Cimicidae. The record is from RefSeq and is a predicted model, not a curated record.